AUGACCGAGAGCAUGGGCCCUGUCGCCCGUCGCAUCCACGAGAAGCUGCGGACUGCCUUUGCGCCGCAACAUUUGGACGUAACGAACGAGAGCUUCAUGCACAAUGUCCCCAAAGGCUCCGAGACGCACUUUAAGGUGGUCGUCGUGACCGACCAGUUCAAUGGGAAGCCGCUCCUUCAGCGUCAUCGAAUGGUGAAUGCAGUCCUGCAGCAGGAGCUCGACGAGGGCGUGCAUGCGCUCAGCAUCCUCAGCAAGACGCCCCAGCAGUGGGCAGCCAAUGCCGCGGUCCAGGCCUCGCCCAGCUGCCGCGGCGGAAUGGCCACCGACCCGACCAAACAGGUGUUCCUGGAGAACCUGAAGCAGGAAAAGGAAAAGCUCGACAGUGACUGUGCGAGUGAGUGA
This is a messenger RNA of Hyaloperonospora brassicae, 402 nucleotides long. NCBI's taxonomy places the organism in Eukaryota, Oomycota, Peronosporomycetes, Peronosporales, Peronosporaceae. The record is from the annotation of a GenBank genome assembly.